Molecule: messenger RNA, 1986 nt
Organism: Oryza brachyantha (malo sina)
Lineage: Eukaryota; Viridiplantae; Streptophyta; Magnoliopsida; Poales; Poaceae
Product: polyphenol oxidase I, chloroplastic-like
Exons: 3
Coding region: 11-1771 (586 amino acids)
Biological process (GO): pigment biosynthetic process
Molecular function (GO): catechol oxidase activity
Source: RefSeq, a predicted model, not a curated record
CAAUAGCGGCAUGGAGAGCGUUAAUGUAGCACGUAGUGCAAGCGCUACGCCUCGCAUGGCGCCGCCGUGCACCGGCGGCCUCCAAAUUACCCUUCGGCGAGACGGCUACAGCAACCUGCUCAUGCACCGCAAGACGAAAGGGAGGAGGCAGCGGUACGUGUCAUGCAGGGCUACCGACGCCGGCGGCCGCGGUGUCGACCGCCGUGGCGUGCUCCUCGGCAUCGGCGGCGCGGCCGCCGGUAUGGUGGCCACGCAGGGUGGUGGUGGCGGCGGCGCUCUCGCGGCGCCCAUCCAGGCACCGGACCUCGGCGACUGCCACCAGCCCGUGGACCUCCCAGCCACGGCUCCGGAGACCAACUGCUGCCCGACGUACCGCGCCGGCACCGCCCCCGUCGACUUCGCGCCGCCGCCGGCAUCCUCGCCGCUCCGCGUGCGGCCGGCGGCGCAGCUGGCGGACAGGGAGUACCUGGCCAAGUACGAGAAGGCCGUGUCGCUCAUGAAGAAGCUCCCCGCCGACGACCCCCGGAGCUUCGAGCAGCAGUGGCGCGUCCACUGCGCCUACUGCGACGGCGCCUACGACCAGGUCGGCUUCCCGGGCCUGGAGAUCCAGGUCCACAGCUGUUGGCUCUUCUUCCCGUGGCACAGGAUGUACCUGUACUUCCACGAGAGGAUACUGGGCAAGCUCAUCGGCGACGAGACGUUCGCGCUGCCGUUCUGGAACUGGGACGCGCCGGCCGGCAUGUCGUUCCCGGCGAUCUACGCCAACGGUUCGUCGCCGCUGUACGACCCGCGGCGCAACCCGGCGCACCAGCCACCGUUCCCGCUCGACCUUGACUACAGUGGAACCGACCCGACGAUCCCGAAAGAUCAGCUGAUCGAUCAGAACCUCAAGAUCAUGUACCGCCAGAUGAUUUCGGGAGCUAGGAAGGCGGAGCUGUUCAUGGGGCAGCCAUACCGCGCCGGCGACCAGCCGGAACCGGGGGCGGGCUCCAUCGAAAGCGUGCCGCACAACACCGUCCACCGAUGGACCGGCGACCCGAGGCAGCCGAACGGCGAGGACAUGGGCAUCUUCUACUCGGCGGCGCGCGACCCGGUGUUCUUCGCGCACCACGGCAACGUCGACCGGAUGUGGUACAUCCGCCGCGGCCUCUUCCCCGGCAACACCGACUUCACCGACCCGGACUGGCUCGACGCCAGCUUCCUGUUCUACGACGAGGACGCCCGCCUCGUCCGCGUCCGCGUCCGCGACUCGCUCGACAUGGCCGCGCUGCGGUACACCUACCAGGACGUCGGCCUGCCGUGGCUGAAUGCCACGCCGUCCAAGGGAGGCGCAGGCGCGCCGGCGGCCGCGACCGGCGCGCUCCCGGGGACCCUGGACAAGACCGUGCGCGUGGCCGUGACGAGGCCCAAGACUUCGAGGAGCCGCAAGGAGAAGGACGCCGAGGAGGAGGUGCUUGUCAUCGAGGGGAUCGAGGUCCCCGACCACUCCACGUACGUCAAGUUCGACGUGUUCGUGAACGCGCCCGAGAGCGAGGACGACUGCGUGGCGGCGGCGGCGACGUGCGCCGGCAGCGUCGCGCUGACGCCGCACGGGGUCCACCACGAGGAGAGGAAGCGCUCGCCGAGGAAGACGGUGGCCAGGUUCGGCAUCUGCGACUUGCUGGACGACAUCGGCGCCGACGGCGACAAGACGAUCGUCGUGUCGAUCGUGCCGAGGUGCGGCUGCGACAACGUCACCGUCGCCGGCGUCAGCAUCGCCCUUGUUAAGUGAAGUACAGCGUGAACAUCUAUCAUCAAUAUGUAAACCCAGAUGGAUUUGUGUUUGAUGUGUGACUAAUGAUUAUAUACAAAUACAAAAUAAUGCGAGUAAUAAGACCAGCAUGCAUGUUAUUGACUAAAAUUUUUAAACUGUAAGUUUCUUUUUCAGUUUUUUUAAGCAUAGCCGAUUUUGCAUCAAUUUUGAUACGCCAGCACGACUGCACGAGA